UAGACCUCUAUAAUCCCCUAUAGAUCCCUAUAGAUUCCUUCAGACCCCUAUAGAUCCCUAUAGACCCCCCCAGACCCAUAUAGGUUCCCCCCAUAGGGCACCAGGUUCCGCUAUGUUGGCCGUGAAGGUGAAGGUGGAGAAGCCGGAGCUGGAGGCUGCAGCCGCUCGCAGCCGCUUGGAUUCGGUGCUGAGGGAACUGAUGGAGAGAAGCAGAGGGACCAGUGAGUCCAUGGAGGAGGAGCCAGGAAAGGCCCCAGGAGACACCAGCAACAAGGAGGCUUCACCCAGCGCCCCUGGGAAGAGGCCCUCCGGCCGCUUCUCGCAGCAGCGCAGGAAGAAGAGGAGGGAGGCAGAGGAGGGGCCGGACCCAGUGCAGAGACCCAACACCUACGUGAUCAAGCUCUUUGACCGCAGCGUUGAGCUGGGGCAGUUCCCGGAGGGGACCCCCCUGUACCCCGUGUGCCGCGCCUGGAUGCGCAACUGCCCCACGGCUCCUGCCCCACAUCCUGCCCCACAUCCGACCCCACGACCCCAGGGAGCCGCAGGGAAUGCUGGGAAGGGGCAGGAUGUCUAUGAGCUGCCCCCCCCUGCCCCCCCCCGGACCCCCCCCCCACCCCCGGACCAGCCUCCUGACCCCGCCCCCCCGAUGUCCUCCCUCAUCUACAAGAACAUGGAGCGAUGGAAGCGAGUCCGGCAGCGGUGGAGGGAGGCAGGACAGCGGCAGCAGCAGCGCUAUGGGCCCAGCCUGAGGCUGCUGCGCCUCAUCUACGAGAGGCAAUAGAGCCCUAUGGAAGCCUAUGGAACCCUAUGGAAGCCUAUGGAAGCCUAUGGAAGCCUAUGGAGCUGCGCGGUGGGGCCCACCGCACCCACAGGACACGCCCCCUUAAUAAAGGUGGUGAACCCCCA
Molecule: messenger RNA, 906 nt
Organism: Melopsittacus undulatus (budgerigar)
Lineage: Eukaryota; Metazoa; Chordata; Aves; Psittaciformes; Psittaculidae
Gene: LIN37
Product: lin-37 DREAM MuvB core complex component
Exons: 10
Coding region: 113-781 (222 amino acids)
Biological process (GO): negative regulation of transcription by RNA polymerase II
Cellular component (GO): transcription repressor complex; Myb complex
Source: RefSeq, a predicted model, not a curated record